This is a messenger RNA of Rotaria sp. Silwood2, 783 nucleotides long. The record is from the annotation of a GenBank genome assembly. Lineage: Eukaryota; Metazoa; Rotifera; Eurotatoria; Philodinida; Philodinidae.
AUGGGUACUUUAACAACAGCAGCAGAUAAUCGAUUGAAUACAGUAACUGAUGAAACAACUGCUCAUCGUUACAUGCGAACAUUUGUUGAUUAUUUAGAUAAUGGAAUUGAGUUUUCUGAAUUAUCACAAAUUCGACAACUUGAUAUUUAUUUAAAAGAUUAUUAUCAUCGUGUUCGAGAACUAAUUGAAAAUCUACGUGUUAAAAAUGAUGAUCAACACAAACAAUCACAAUCUCAAUCUUCCACUCAAAUCAUGUUAAUCAACAUAUUACAACAAGCAAAAAUGAUUGGUGAUAGAAAAAUACAACUAAGUCAACAAAUACUUGAUGCUACUGAACAACAAUCAAAAAAACUUAAAAUAGCUUAUCAAAACCAUAUCGAAUCAACCAAUGAACAAAAUUCGAUAUUAAAUAAUAAUAAUAAUUCAAAUGAUACUGAUUCUGAAUCUGGAUCUCAUCGUCCAUUAUGGAAACGAAAAUUUAUGAUAAAUCUGGAACAAAAUGAAAAAUCGAAUAGUAAUGAACGUGAUAGAAAAAAACUUGUACAACGAAAUAUAAAUUCAAAUAAUGACAAUGGGAAAAAAAUGCGAAUAAAUAAUGAUACAUCAACAAUACCACCCGAUGAAACAACUUAUUGUUUAUGUUCUCAACUUUCUUAUGGAUCAAUGAUUCUUUGUGAUAGUAAAACAUGUGGAAUAAAAUGGUUUCAUUUUAAUUGUGUUAAUCUCACAAACACACCAAAAGGAAAAUGGUUUUGUCCGAAUUGUCGAGAGAAUCGAACGUAG